AUGCUGUCCAAACCCUUUGCUUGCCUCACUAUUGGCCUACUCAGCUCGCUCGCUGCAGCUCAGACUGUUGAGCCGUUCGUCCUGGAUGGCAGACUUGACAGUGCGACUGCUAGCGAUAGCACAUACAACACUGGUGGUACCAUCUCCGUGAAUGGUUACUCCGUCACCAUUCCACAAAAUCUGCAAGUGCAGUUCCCAGCCGCUUUCUCUCCUUUUGGGAAAUUUGCCAGUACUGUUGGCUUUGUUGGUCACGAGGUCUCCGUCAUCGGGAAUCUUGUCAACGGCAAGGCAAUCGCUGGCCUCGUCCAAAUUUCUGAGUAUCUUCUUCAGGGUAGCUCAGGCACAGUCGAGAGCAUUGACUUUGCCGCUGGUACGAUGAAGAUCAAGGGUGGUCCGACCAUCAGAAUCAACGAUCCUAAUGCUGUUUACUCGGUGGGAUAUACCGAUCGUCCUCUGUAUACAGCAGAUGACGAGAACCCUUCAAUCACGGCGUUCAGCGGCUUCCCGAUGUGCAUCCCGAGAUCUUCGAGUGACCCUCUCUGCCCUUCCAGUAACCGACCAGCCGGUCAAAGCACAUUCCGUGCACCUGAUCCGCUGAAGAUGGCACCUUUCCAAGUUGGUGACUACCUCGAGUACUCAGGUAUCAAUGUUGGGGGCACUAUUGUUUGUUAUACAAUCGUUGCUCCUAAUGUACAGAUCACCACUUCUGGUGCACCCACAUACAUUCGUGUCGAGGAUGCUAUCGUUGGUAUCUACGACGGUAUCGGCACGUCAGAGUUUGGUGACUCGAGAUUCAUUGGCUACACCUCGGAUCCCACAGCUAGUAUCACGGUCUCCGCUAUCGACAUUGAUCCUUGUACAGGCGAAGAGACUGAAAGACCCGUAGGCGCCGCAUCCUACAAAGCAGGCGAUGCUCGUAACAAGUGGACCUGGCGUGCAGGCACCGGGACAACAUCCAAGUACACCCGUGAAUACGUCAUUCGUGCCUCCACUGGUGAGAAACUUACCGACAACAAGAUCAAUGCUGGUCGUUACGUCCAGCCUGUUUUGGAGUUCCUCUUCCCUGAGCCAAAUGUUCCUGGCAUUGUUCCUCCUGUGAACGACUUCAGCAACUUCCCUUUCCUUGCCCAAGGCUUGGGAUAUGAUGAAUCGGGCAACCUUUUCGGCCAGCUAAACCCAUGGCCUGGCGCAAAACCCCCUGCUGCAACGAGCUGUGGUCCCUGGUCUCCCCCAGCUACGUCCUCCUCAGCCGUCUCUUCUUCGACAUCCGCGGAUUCCCCCGGUACUGCGACCAGCGUUGAUCCUUCUGCAUCCGAAACAUCUAUUCCUAGUAGUACUGGCUCUGCUGCCGCAAGUACCCCGACUAUUGCAGUAGGAGGCACCCAGACAACUCGUCCCGGUGUCCAGGUCAAGCUUGGCUUCAACGUGACCAACAAGCUCGAUUUCACAGCCAACGAUCUUACAUACAGCUGGACACAAGUCGGUGGACCCAGCGUCACCCUGUCAGGCAGCAGCGUUGCUAGCCCGUCCUUCACAGCUCCGGCUGGCACAGUCAAGAACACAUACAUUUUCAACAUCAAAGCCAGCAGUGCUUCUGCAGGCACGAGCGGCAAUGCGAACGUCACGGUCGUCAGUGACCCUGCUGUAGCAGACAUUGUUACCAUCGAUAGCUACACAUACAACUCUUCAGGAGGUGGUGCUGUAUCGGUCACUGCUAGUACCAAUAUAGUUGGCUACAACGCGAACCUGAAGUUGUAUCUGACAAACUCGGCCACCGGAACAGCCACUACGAUGACAUAUCUAGGAGGAGGCAAGUAUAGUGCCAGUUUAACCAAGACGAAGAAGCCAGCGAACGGAAUCACGGUUGUGAGUGACGGCAAAGGAACCAAGAGUACUACUGCGACAACCUCGUAG
Molecule: messenger RNA, 1914 nt
Organism: Aureobasidium subglaciale EXF-2481
Lineage: Eukaryota; Fungi; Ascomycota; Dothideomycetes; Dothideales; Saccotheciaceae
Exons: 5
Coding region: 1-1914 (637 amino acids)
Source: RefSeq, a predicted model, not a curated record